Molecule: messenger RNA, 3309 nt
Organism: Andrographis paniculata
Lineage: Eukaryota; Viridiplantae; Streptophyta; Magnoliopsida; Lamiales; Acanthaceae
Exons: 5
Coding region: 991-3012 (673 amino acids)
Source: RefSeq, a predicted model, not a curated record
CUCGGAUAGUCACAUUGGAUGUGUUGCAAAAUGUAAAAUUUUAAACUGGUUUAAAUAGAAUCCAUCUUGGCAAGUAAAGCUCACUUUCCUGAUUUUCGCCGCUGCCAUUAGUACAUGUUACUUUCGUGUAAUUAGAGAUAGAUAAAAAAUGCACUAACGUAUUUUGGGCGGGGGCGGACAUUUGGAUCUUUUUGGCGCGAUGUUCUGCCAAGUUUGACGUUUCUGCAGGCACGAUCCAUUACCACAUUCGAUGUGAUAGCGCCGGUGCUUGCGAGUUGCGAGCGACGGCGACGAUACGCUACCGUGAAGAAAUCAGAGGAGCGGAGUGUGAAUUAUCUCGAAUCUAGGUGAUGCUUAGCUUGUCGUACUUUCUGGUGAGAUGCUGCUGUGAACUGACCAUAAAAUGACCGACGAGUUUUGGCAAGACGAUUGGUACCGCACUGCGUCAAGUUGAAGAUGUCGGUAAGAAUUUGGUGAUUUCAUUUCGCAUGCAUCCUAGAGGGGACAAUCGGUGAUCUGAAGAACACGACAGAAGUUUAUAUGCCAGUAUUAGAUAGCAAAUCGUUUAACAAAAGUGUGGUCGAAGAAAAAUCUGCAACCGCGGUACACUCUGAAAACAAAGAGUAGUAUCCCCCAAGAAAAUCAGAAAGUGUGGCGGUGGGGGUAUUUCUGUCUUUUCGCAUGCUGCCAAUCUUCAAAGGGUCCUGAAACGAUGUUCUAAAAAGCAGCGUCAAGAUGGCCACAGCGGCGAAAACACGCAGACACUGAGGAGAACAUCAUCAUUGGACGUGCUAAAGAAGCUGGCUUUAUCGAGCCUUGGCAUCUGCUCUUUCUAUUCCCAUCCUCCGCUGCUCAUGUUGAAUUGGACUGCAGAAUUAUUACCGAUUUUAAAUAGGGGGAACAAUCUGAAUAUCUGAUAGCCUCCUAGUUCUUCUACUGUUCUAGGCAAAUGGUUGCUUGCUUCUACAUUUUAUAUGGAAGAUUAUUUGAAUGAGAAGUAGCUUUCUUCCCAGACAAGCAUUUGCGAGAAGGAUUGUAGAUAUGGAAUUAAACUUUGAUAAGUACUGCAUUGUAGAUGGAAGUCCUACUACGGUGCUCCCAGUUAUCCGUCGCAGUUCCAAAGCUCAAAGUAGAAAAUCAAAUGGAAAGCCCAAGAGUGGAGAUCUUAUAUUGUCUGACAAUGGGCACUUCACUGAAAUCAGAUUUGAUAGUUGCAAAAAAUCCAACCAGGAAGAUGUUGAAAUGCUGAAGUGGGGUUCAGCACAUCAAAGUUCCGACGAGGUUAUGCAGCUGAGGAUAUCUGAUGCAGCCCCUGAGAGGAAAAAGAUUGAAUUUUCCGGGGGGAUCGAGCGAAUGUCAUCAUUUGGAAUUAUUGAUUCUUUAUGUAAUUCAGAUGACGAUGCGCUGAUUACAGAUCAAGACAGGCUCUCAGUAUUAUCUUGCUCAGAUCAGAGUACAAGUUCUUCCUGCAACGAACAUACAAUGACAUCUGAAUCUGUUGCUGCCAAUCUGCAUAAGCCAUUGGUGGUGAAGUUUGGUUUACCUCAAUCACCUGUUAAGCCUAAAACUGGUGGCUCCAAAUCCAACAGUCCAAACUUCCAGUUUAGUUCUGGCCGGAAGAUUCUUGAUCCGUUUGUUGGGUCCAAAACACAAAAGAGUCCAUUGAGUCGUGUCAGUGAGACUUGCUCCGAUGCAAUAAGUGCGAAUCUUGGUCACUGCAGUGGAAAUGGAACCCUUCAUGAAGGGGCACUAAAUGUAUCAUUAGACAAGCAACACCAUGUGGGGUUCGAAAAGAAAGAGAAUAAUGUAUCUGGUCCUCUGAGCUCUCCAGCAUAUCUUCAUGGCUUUCUCAAGUUGAAGAUCAAACGGGGAGUUCCAUUUUUCAAGUUCUCAGUGAAGUUUCCGGAAGAAAUUUAUACUGCUAGUACGUCGAAGGUUGAUAACACCCUCAACUGGACAUAUACAAUCCACUCAGUUAAUCACAAAAGAAGUAGUAAUCCUGUUGGAUGGAGAUUAAAGGACAGCAAUAGAGAUCUCCCUAUUGUUGGACAGAUGCUCGUAUCGUGCUAUCUAUCUACAGAAUUGAAAGUCGAUGGAGCUUCUAGUGAUUCUAUGGUGACAGAGUUCUUUCUGUAUGACAACUUGAGUUUGAGUUGUUCCUUUGAUGACAAUAAAUCUCCUCUAGCUUCCCAUAAGCCAUUUUCAUGGAGCUCCGAGCAGAAUAAAUUGUCGAUGAAGCCAAAGAAUAAAGCCCAGGUUCAACAUUCUUCUGACAGCGGCCAAUUGGUGUCAUCUGCUUCACAGCUCCCGACAACAGCAAAAUUGCCUGCAGGGAUAGAAAUUGCAGCAAUACUUAUUCAAGUCCCAUUCGAGAAGAGGGAGAGUUUGAAGUUCAAGAGCGGAGACAUGAAAUCUGAUACUCUGCAACGUAGACUGGUAGAUUUUUAUCAGCUUGACAAUGCAGAUGAGACCAAUUCUGCAGUUAAAAGUCCCGGGAAGAUCCAUGUUGUGAUUCCAGCUGGACGCCAUGGUUUGCCUACUCCCGAAAGCCUUGGGCCUUCUCCAUUACUCGAUAGAUGGAGAUCAGGUGGAAAAUGUGAAUGCAGUGGAUGGGAUCUCGGAUGCCCACUCACUGUUUUUAGCAAUGCAAAUGUUCGUGUCGUGGAGGGUCAAUCCGUCGUAGGCAAUCAGCAUCCGGCAGAACUGUUUCAUGAGGGAAGGAAAGAUGAAGUGGCAUUUAGCAUGAGGGUAAUGGAAGAAGGAAACUAUGCCGUUGAUUUUCAUGCUCGGUUAUCCUCACUGCAAGCAUUCUCCAUCUGCAUUGCACUUCUGCACGCUGCAGUGGGGCGUGACAACAAAUUGUUGCAGAGCAAGGUAUAUCCCGACAAGGGAACUGAAAAUUUUGCAGAUGUCAUUGUAGAGGAACACUCUCAUGCACCUAACAAGAUCAUGGAAGGAGUCGUCCCGUCUUUUGUGGUCAAUCCCGUGUUCUCUCCAAUCGGUCGAGUUUAGCCACAACAUCACUCAUUCGAACUCAGCACGUAAGCCUCGAAUCCUCCAUGAAUUCGGAACACAAUUGAAAAAUCAACAUCCUUCCUUGGAUCAAAGAUGGAAGCAUCAAUCGAUGUUGUGUAUAUAUUUCAUUUCAGGUCAGCUCUAUUGAGAAUUGACUGCAUUUACAGUUCAUUAGUAGAAAAAAUUGAAGUGAACAUGAUGGUAUUGUUUAGAGCUAUAGUUUGAUACAAAAAAAGGAAUAGUGGAGAAGAACUAGUUUUGUAUAUAUAUAUAUAUGUAUGUAUUUCUUGUGUC